UCAUCAUAAAUCAUAUUUUAAUGUUUAUGUAUGGCACGUAUUUAAUGAUCGAGGUUUAUAUAAGCCAAAUGAAGAUGUACAUAUAAAAGGUUAUGUUAGAUUAUUGAAAGUAGAAAGUGAAGCAAAAUUACCAUCUUAUGCACGAGGUACAAUUGAUUAUACAAUUAAAGAUCCGCGUGGCCAAAAACUUGAAGAGUCAAAAGUGAGAUUGAAUGAUUAUGGUGCAUUUGACAUAAAAUUUAAAUUACCUGAUAAUGUUAGCUUAGGUAAUGGCUCUAUAUAUUUCAAUUUACCGGAUUUAGCAACUAAUACAACACAUUAUUUUAAAGUUCAAGAGUUUCGAAAACCAGAAUAUGAAGUUUCAUCAAUGCAUCGACCAACAAUACCACAUUAUUGUCAUUCAACAACUGAUGAAUAUGUUAUAGUUACUUGUGAAGGAAAAUUGUUUGCUGGUGGUUAUUUAAAUGAUGCAAAUGUUCAAUGGACAGUUAAACCUGAAACAACACAAUUUACACCACCAGAACGAUCUGACUAUACAUUUGGCAGAGCUGAGCAAUUCGUUUGGCGAUAUCGUUAUAAUAAUUCUUCUCAGACUCAGAAUAAAAUAUCAUAUCCAGCAGAAACUUUUCAGGGUAAAACAAACAAUAAAGGUCUACAUGAAAUUAAAAUCAAUUAUCAUGGUAUUGAACAAGAGCCCAGAACAACAGUUGUUCGUGCAUUAGCAGCCAUUACUGACUUAAAUUAUCAAACACAAGAAACACAAACAGAGUUUAUCAUACAUCCAUGUACAUAUUAUGUUGGAUUUAAAUUAAUAUCAAAUUAUGGCAAGAAAGAUAAACCUGUCCAAACAAAAGUCAUUGUAACAGAUAUUGAUGGAAAUUUAAUUGAUAAUGUUUUGAUUGAGUGUAAGGUAAUUGGAAAUGGUAAUGAAAAAAAUGAAGAUGAGAAUGGUUUAAUAGUAUUUGAACCAGUGAAAGAUGACCAAACACUAACAAUUGUUAGUUCAAAUAAAGAUGCAGUUAAUAUUGAUUUUACACCAAAAUUAGGCGGUAGUUACAAUAUAUCAUAUAGUGUCAAAGAUGAACAAGGUCGAUUAGCUAUGAGUUUCUAUGACAACUAUUACAUUUCGGGUGGUUAUGAAAACGAAAUAGAAAAACAAAAAGUUGAUUUUAUUCCAACUGAUACAAUAACAAUUAUUCCAAAUGAAACAAAACAUUAUCAACCAAAUGACAUAUGUGAAUUAUUAAUACUAGCACCAUUUAGUCCUGCUAGUGGUUUAGUUAUAUUAGAUUGUGAUGGUCAAGUUUCACAACCAAUACAAUUUCAGAUAGAAUCUGGUAAAGAUUCAGCAACUGUUGAAUUUAGAAUAUCAAAAGAUUGGAUACCAGGAUUUACAGUUCAUACUGAAUUAACAGGCUCGAUUCCAAGAGAAAUAGAAGUAACUGAUUCACUGCAUCGUCCAGCAAUCGCCACUGGUUCAGUAUCGUUAAAAGUAUCAAGAGAUAUUUAUAAACUAAAUGUUUUAAUAAAUACAAAAGAAACAGAUGAAUCAUUUACACCAUCAUCUAUUAUUCAUAUAGGUGUUGAUGUUACACAACAUGCGAAUAAUGCAGCUAUGGACACGGUAGAAGUGUGUCUAAUUAUUGUUGACGAAGCAAUUUUAUCAUUAACUGGUCAUACACUAUUGAGUCCAUUAGAUAUAUUUUAUCCUGAUCGAUCAACAAAAAUAAUACAAUAUCACGGUAGAAAUCGUUGUUUACUAUUUAAUAUACAAGAUAUAGAAAAAUUUAAGAAAGAUAUGCAAGAAAGGCACGCUCAUUGUAUUAUUGAAGAGAUGGAUAUGGAAUACACUGGGAGUUCGAUGAAAAUGGAAUGCGCUAAAGGGAUGUCUCGCUCUAGACGUGGAGCUGGAGGUGGCGGUGGAGAACAAAAGAUAGCUGUUCGAUCGAACUUCAAUCCAUUAGCACAUUGGAUACCGUCAGCAAUCACCAAUUCAUCAGGACAUGCUACAUUUGAAGUUAAGUUACCUGAUAAUCUAACACGCUACCGUGUAUGGGCAUUAGCAGCUAAUGAUAAACAAUAUGGUUUAGGUGAAACAUCAUUUACUGUACAAUUACCCGUGAUGGUUCGACCAUCACCACCAAGAUUUCUUAAUUAUGGUGAUAAAGCUCAUUUCUCAGUUAUUCUACAAAAUCAAACUGAUCAAUCAUUACCAUUACAUGUUGGUUUAAGAGCAAGUAAUGCCGAAUUAUUAACAUCCGAAACAAAUCAAGAAGGAAUCGGUUAUUCAAUUGUUUUAAAAGCAAGUAAACGAGUUGUUGUUACAUUUUCAGUUUCAACAGUCCAUUCUGGUAUAGCUCGAUUUCAGUUUUUAAUUAGUACUGUUAAUAAUAAAACAUCUGCAUCAU
Didymodactylos carnosus is the source of this 2408-nucleotide messenger RNA. NCBI's taxonomy places the organism in Eukaryota, Metazoa, Rotifera, Eurotatoria, Philodinida, Philodinidae. The record is from the annotation of a GenBank genome assembly.